AAUAAUUUUAAGUAAAAAAAUUAUUUUUAUAAUAAAUAUAAAUUUAAGGACUAAAAGAUAAAAAAAAAUACAGUCAAAGGACUAACUAUUCUCUAGAAGUUUUCCGUUAUCUUUAACAAGUAGGCGAAAUUGAAAUUGAAAUGAAUCUGAAAGUUAAUAGACCACUUAGAAAUAAAAUAUAAUUUUUAGACUAAAAAGAAAUUAAGGUGAUAGUUAAUAGACUAAAAAUUAAAUUAAGCCAAUUGUUUUUUAGUUUUUCUUUCCAAUGUUUUAUGUGCAUUUGUGUGAAUCAAGUAGCCGUAAUCAUUUUUUCUUUUCUUGUAAUAGGAUAUGAGAAGGAUAACUUGAAGGUUCAGGUGACCUCAAAAAAGAAGUUGAGGAUUAGCGGAGAACGCCGGGAUCGUGUGAAUGAACUUUAUCGUUUCUAUCAAGAAUUUCCAAUUCCAGCUGAUUGUGAUGCCGAUCAAAUCAGUGCAAACUUUAGGGAUGGAAUUCUAGACGCCAUACUUCCGAAGUUGAAUAAAUCGGUGGUGGCGCGGCAGAAGGGGAAACCAAAACUGGCACCCUCCAAAGAAGCUCCGAAGCCUGAUCUAAAGCCAACGAAUUGGAACGCAAAUCUAGCUGAACAAAAGCAGGCUUUACAGAAAGUUCCUUCCAAGAAGGAUACGGAUAAGGAAGCAACUGAACAAGUAGAGGCACAAAUGCCUCAGAAGCAUAAAGAUGUGCAACAGAAUCAAUACAAGGAUCAAGAAAAUGUUGCAGAUAAAGAAGUUCCUCCCAGGACUGCGGUAGCAAAGACGUCAAAUGAUGUUUCAAGUAAGGUAGCAGAGAAAGAGAAGGAAAUGAAUGAUGGAAAUGGAAAGACUAAUGAGAAACCUAAGGAGAAGGAGCAGGGAGGUGUAACCGGUAUGAUGGAGGAGAAAGUUAAGCAUCAGCUAGGAGUUACUCAGCAAGUCCUCGGCGUUUUAGUCACAGAGAUCAGGAACCCAAGAAAAGUAACGAAACUGGUGCUUGCCGUGUUGUUGGUUCUGGUGCUUGGCCUUUAUGCUGAAGAUGCAUUUAGGUUUCUGCUUCCAGGAUCUGAUCCUGAGUUGCAACAAACAAUUUAGCAUGCCUUAAUUUCAUGAUACGGUAUUACAACGAAAUACAUAAGAACCACAUUAAAGAUAUAUAUAUAUAUAUAUAUAUAUAUAUGUAUGUAUGUAUGUAAACCUCCAAAAUUCUUUGAUUCUGUCAAUAUCUUUGUCAGCUAUGAAUUCCU
Molecule: messenger RNA, 1261 nt
Organism: Rubroshorea leprosula
Lineage: Eukaryota; Viridiplantae; Streptophyta; Magnoliopsida; Malvales; Dipterocarpaceae
Source: the annotation of a GenBank genome assembly